AUGCAACCUGUAACUUGCUCACCAGCGAGGGGCUGGCUUGGCUUCCCACCCUCCGAACAGGGGGGUCCGAUCUGCAGUCCACCCCUCCUGGAAGUACCUCCUGUGAAGCAGUUUCCCCCCCAACACCUCUCCAUCACCACUCUCAAUAUCAUUGCCACCAUCACCACCACCAAAAUGACCACCACAACCACCACCAUCCCAACCCUCACAGCCCACACCCACGCCAAAUCCCAAUACAUCACCACCUCCUCCCGCCUCGCCGCCCGCCUCUCAAUCCACAACUACAACACGCACCCCCAAUCCUGGUUCCAAUUCGCCCAAACCUUCAUCCCCAAAAGCGGCUCCAUCCUCGAAGUCGGCGCCGGCACAGGCGCCCUCUGGUCCCCCCCCGCCAUCUCCUCCCCCUCCCAACUCUCCUCAGUCACCUCCCUCACACUAACCGACUUCUCCCCCGCCAUGGUAGCAACCCUCAACUCCAACCGUGACAUCGCCGCCCUUGAAUCCAUCCUUCCCAAUGUCAAAAUCCAGCAAUGCGACGCCACUUCCCUCCCAUUUCCCGACUCUGAAUUCGACACCGUCGUAGCAAACCACAUGCUCUACCACGUCGACAACCCGAUCGCUGCUCUCCAAGAAUUCAAACGUGUCCUCAAAAAUGGGGGACGGCUAGUCGUGGCGUUGAACGGACUUGAUCAUCUCAAGGAACUUUUUGAGAUUGGGGGGAUGGUAGGGAGGGGGAGUACCAUUGCUGGGUUGGCGAAGAUAACUGCUGAGAAUGCACUCGAGCAGAUCGAGGGGGCAGGGUUUGAGGGGGUGGAGAGGGAGAGGUUUCCUGGGGAGUUUAGACUGCCGGGGGUGGAGCCCGUGUUGGAGUAUUUGGAUAGUGUUGGGGAGACGGACAUGGAGGAGGGGAAGAGGGACACAGUGAAAAGGGUUGUUGGGGAGAGGUUGGAUGAGGGGGGGGGUUUCAGGGUGGAGAAGAAUAUGGUUGUUUUUGUUGGGAGGAAGCCGUAG
This is a messenger RNA of Podospora bellae-mahoneyi, 1011 nucleotides long. RefSeq lists its product as uncharacterized. The record is from RefSeq and is a predicted model, not a curated record. The coding region runs from base 1 to 1011 and encodes 336 amino acids. The transcript has 2 exons. Gene Ontology annotation, molecular function: S-adenosylmethionine-dependent methyltransferase activity. Lineage: Eukaryota; Fungi; Ascomycota; Sordariomycetes; Sordariales; Podosporaceae.